Molecule: messenger RNA, 1374 nt
Organism: Gadus morhua (Atlantic cod)
Lineage: Eukaryota; Metazoa; Chordata; Actinopteri; Gadiformes; Gadidae
Product: small integral membrane protein 36-like
Exons: 1
Coding region: 1014-1322 (102 amino acids)
Source: RefSeq, a predicted model, not a curated record
ACACACACACUUAUUUAAUGUGCAAAUGCACGUCACAGUUUCACUAAGCCCUUUGUAAAUUUGUGCGUUCGAGUUUCGCGUUACGUUUCUGACAGUGAUAUAAGACAGCAGCAUUCUGUGAAACACAGAGUAUCCAGCGAACCUCGGGAUUAAAACACAGCAGGGGGAGGGGCUCAGAUUAAAGUAUUUAUACCACAAAGUCAAACAUAGAGAGACAAAGAGACAGAGAGAGAGAGCGACAUUGACAGAGAGAGAGAGAGAUCAAAAGAGAGACAAAGUGGGAGAGGGAUACAUAGUGACAACGAGAGAGGGAGGGAGGGAGACAGUGAGAGAGAGAGGGAGAGGGCCAAAGAGAGAAACAGAGGAGAAGAGAAGGACCGGAUAGAUAGGGUGACAGCGUAAGAGACACAUAGAGAGAGAGGGGAAAUAAGGAGACGGACAGUGAGAUAGACACGGGAAGUAGAGAGGGAAAGAGAGAGAGAGAGAGAGAGCGAGAGAGAGAGAGAGAGAGAGAGAGAGAGAGAGAGAGAGAGAGAGAGAGAGAGAGAGAGAGAGAGAGAAAGUAGAGACAGACGGAGAGAGAGAGAGAGACACAGGAAGUAGAGAGACAGACAGGGGAAGUAAAGAGACAGAAAGAGAGGCAGAGAGAAAGACAGGGAGAGUAGAGAGACAGAAAGAGAGAGAGAGCCAGGGGAAAUAAAGAGACAGUUGAUGAAGGAGUUGACAGAAAGAGAAGCAGGAGAGGCUUAGGUUAAUGAGAGAGACAAAAAGUUGGAAUGGACAGAAGACAGAAGAUGGAAGAUGGAAAGAGAAUGUUUGAGAGAUAGCGGGAGAGAUUGAGAGAGCGAGAGAGAGAGAGAGAGAGAGAGAGAGAGAGAGAGAGAGAGAGAGAGACGGGGGGAUUGUGGAGGAUCAGGGAACAGCCUUCUGUCAGCGGUAACUGCGUGUCCCUGGCGUGAUCCGAGCGCGUUCCUAGCGGGUUGUCUCCCUCCGUCGGGGCAUGCGGAGCGGCGAUGGGCUUCCUAGAGAACUACCAAGAGAUCGACCCGGUCACCCUGAACCUCUGCAUCCUCAUCGCCAGCUACGUCAUCCUGCUGCUGGUCUUCCUCAUCUCCUGCAUCAUGUAUGACUGCCGUGGCAAGGACCCCUCCAAGGAGUACGCCCCGGAGCCCCAGCCCACCCAGUCGCCCAUCCGGCUGGUGGUGAUGCAGAGCACCCCCGGCGCCGCCGCCGGCGCGCGCUGGGACCCCACCAGCAUCAUCCCCAGCUACCACGACUCGCCGCAGGCCGACUCCCGCCCCAAGAAGAGCACCACGGUCUGACCUCCGACCCUUGACCCCCGGACCCACACAGUCCCCCCCCCCCCCCCCCCCC